AUGUGCCGAGCAUGCCUUGAGCUCUCCGCUGCGGUCUGGGUGACUUCCGGCAUCCAGGGACCAGCGGUGGAUCGCCAAACGCCGACGGCGCCUGCGGCCAUUGGUCAUGCUGGAAGUGCGGUGCCAUUCCCAGUACAUGUAUCUACAGUGGCCUUCAGCGAUGGUGGUGCGCUGCAGCCUGAAAACGCACCAGGCAAGUACGAGGACAGUGUUGAAGAUUUUUGGGCGGUUAUGAGAUCACGAUUGGACGCUUGGAUGGAACUACGGUCAAGGGCUGUAUUUUUCUGCAUCAUGUGGCGACGCAGUUUGGAUCUGCCAACUGUACUGAUGCUGGCUGGUGCAUCAAGUUCAAACGAGACGAUGCAGGACAGUAUCCGUCCGGCGUCUAGCAUCACCACUGGUUUACACCAAAGAGAAGACGUCAUUCGCAGGGGUGAGGUAAUUCCCUUUGCUGUCCGUCUCCAGACGUCACAGCACCUCGAAUCUGCAACUGGAAGGCGUGCUCGAAUUUUCAUGCUCUUGCACCAUCACUGCGGUAGCAACACCAACACUUUGCCUCGAUUGCCUUCGACUUGCAGCAUUGUGCAUUACAGUUUUGCCACGACCGUCAGCAAAUCCGUUGCGCUGCUAUCCAUUCUUCAGGCUCCAUCGAAUGGGCUACCUUUUCCUUCCAGGCCUUCCGGCAGCCUGGCCAAGCCGCAAGGCCCCGAGCUCCCAGCAUCCCAAAACCGCUCAGCCGUCCUCGUUUUCGCAUCACGAACCGACAGCGAUGAUCCAAGUUGUUUGCCUGUCAAAACGGCCCUAGCGCCCAACCACAGCCGGAUGGGCCGCGACUCCCGGCAUCCGCUUAAAAAGCCCCCGAAUAAUAGCGCAGCAGCCGAUCUGCCACCGAGCACCCGAACCGCCUCAGACCGCCUUCGAAUCAAGCGGUACAGUAUUACUUAUCGCAAACAACACAACGAAGAGGUGGGAGAAGAGAAGAGGCUUCGUGCUAACGUUGACUGUGGCGCGUGGCGACUGUCCAGCGACGCCAUCAACUCCACUAACGGGAUAAAACUGGGCGAUGCUCGUGGCAGAGGGAGGCUUGAAACGAGACUGCCAACUUGCUUGUUUCUGCUGGCCCUUUGUAUGCGCGGCUGCUGCGGAUGGGAUGCCGGACAGAUUGCCUCAUCACCGCUGACCAAGCUCGGUCCGCUGUAUCUGUUCCUGAGCGACGGCGACAUUUCGUUCGAGGUGAAGCAGCAUCUGCCUUGUUGA
Messenger RNA from Trichoderma citrinoviride, 1257 nucleotides. RefSeq lists its product as hypothetical. The record is from RefSeq and is a predicted model, not a curated record. Bases 1 to 1257 code for a protein of 418 amino acids. The transcript is spliced from 8 exons. NCBI's taxonomy places the organism in Eukaryota, Fungi, Ascomycota, Sordariomycetes, Hypocreales, Hypocreaceae.